AUGGCGUCAACAAAAACGACGUACAUCGCGUCAACAUUUCCCGAAAACCCCCUCCCGACCGCAAACUUCUCACCGCCCGCCGCCUCGUGCUCCGGCAUCUACCUCACAAACAAUGUGUACGCCAUCGACAACGACAAGAAAUGUCUGCCUGACAAGUUCAACGGCGCCAGCACGGCCUUCUACUCCCCCGGAACCGCCUGCCCGACGGGCUACACCGCCCAGCCGCAGUGCUCUCGUAACGGCGGCGUCCGCUCCAUCACCACCGUCACCUGCUGCCCCUACCGCGGCGAUAUGACGCUGUCCUGCGUCGAGGACGACAUGACGCUCGCCGGUGUCUGGGAGACGCAGUUCUGCACAUGGAUGGCCGGUCCCGCCACCGUCGUCGACAUCACGCGGACGGACGGUGGCAAAGUGGCCACGCAGGCUGUGACGAUGAAGAACCGGGACGGCGUGAACGCGUGGGGUAUCAGGAUGGUCUACCAGGCGAGCGACCUCGUGCCGCAGACGACGUCGGCGGUGACGACAACCGCGGCGACGGGCACGACAGGGAGCGGCACGACGGCCGCCGCGACAGGCACGGGCACGGGAACCACAACGGGAGCGGGUCCCACCGCCACCGGCGGCGGUGACGGGGGCUUGGGCAUUGGUGCCAUCAUCGGCAUCGCGGUCGUCGUGCCAGUCGUCGUGAUUGCGGCCCUCGUGGGCCUGUUCUUGUGGUGGAGGCGGCGGAAGCACCAGUACGCCGGCGUGAAGCCCGUCGACACGACACCGACGGCGCCCGAGAUGGACGGGCAGUCGCCGAUGAGCAGCGCAUACGCGUACCAGCACCAGCACCAGCAUCCACCGCCAGUGCAAGAGAUGACGGGGACGAGCGUCGGGGAGUACUACAACAGCAACCACAAGGUGUUGACGAACCCAGGGGCGGGAAGAGACCACACACAGUUCAAGGCGUGGACGGAACCGGCGCAUGUAGCAGAGCUGGGGACCGGGCAGGAGCCGACGGAGUUGCCCGCGGAUAAUGGCCGGAGGUAG
This is a messenger RNA of Colletotrichum graminicola M1.001, 1032 nucleotides long. RefSeq names its product transmembrane alpha-helix domain-containing protein. Lineage: Eukaryota; Fungi; Ascomycota; Sordariomycetes; Glomerellales; Glomerellaceae. The record is from RefSeq and is a predicted model, not a curated record. The transcript has a single exon. The coding region runs from base 1 to 1032 and encodes 343 amino acids.